Molecule: messenger RNA, 654 nt
Organism: Pyricularia grisea
Lineage: Eukaryota; Fungi; Ascomycota; Sordariomycetes; Magnaporthales; Pyriculariaceae
Exons: 3
Biological process (GO): nucleoside metabolic process
Molecular function (GO): catalytic activity; protein binding
Source: RefSeq, a predicted model, not a curated record
AUGACUGACGCCGAAUACACUGCCGCGACUAUACUGUCGCAUCAGCAAAUCACCACCGAGGAGAAUGAUAAUAACGCAUAUGUGCUGGGCUCGAUGGGCGCGCACAAUGUGGUAAUGGCGGCUCCGGGUGAAGGUCGCAUGGACAUUGCAACUGCAGCGAGUGUUAUCGGCGACAUGGUGCGCAGCUUUUCGAAUUUGCGCUUCAUCUUGCUUGUGGGCAUCGCGGGUGGAGUUCCGACUGUGAGAGACGUCCGGCUAGGUGAUGUUGUGGUCGGCGUCCCCGCGGAGUCGGAGGGCGGUGUCAGAUUAAGAUGGUCAGGAUUACUCCUGGCAUCAUAUUUGGGCCUUGAACUAGAGGUGGACACCAUAGCAGACAAAACGGAUAUUGGAACGGGGGAUAAUAAGGGAAUGACAAGUCUACAUUUGGCCUCGCUGAGAGGGCAUCUUGAGGUGGCCCAGCUGUUGAUCGAAAAAGGCAGAGAUGUCACAGUUGCAAACAAGGACGGGUGGAUGCCGCUGUAUUGUGCUUCUGAGGGAGGCCAUCUCGAGGUGGCCCAGCUUUUGAUCGAAAAAGGCGCAGAUGUCAAAGUUGCAAACGAGCACGGAUGGACGCCGCUGCAUAUCGCGGCGGCACAUGGACAGACAGAUUCAGCC